AUGAUCAAAGUGGCGUCGAGGUCGGCCGGAGCGCAGCCGCCGGACACUGUGGACAUCAUCCGAAGCAAGCACACCCGCCGGGUGAGGCUAAAUGUCGGAGGUCUCCUCCACGAGGUCCUGUGGAGGACGCUGGACCGGCUGCCCCGCACGAGGCUGGGCAAGCUACGGGACUGCAACACACACGACUCCAUCAUGGAGAUUUGCGACGACUACACCUUGGACAGCAAUGAGUACUUCUUUGACAGACACCCCGGCGCCUUCACAUCCAUCCUCAACUUCUACCGCACGGGAAAGUUGCACAUGAUGGAGGAGAUGUGCGCCUUGUCCUUCAGCCAAGAGCUGGACUUCUGGGGCAUCGACGAGAUCUACCUGGAGUCCUGCUGCCAGGCCAGGUACCACCAGAAAAAGGAGCAGAUGAAUGAAGAACUUAAACGGGAGGCGGAAAACAUGAGGGAGCGGGAAGGCGAGGAGUUUACCACCACGUGCUGCUCGGACAAGAGGAAAAAGCUAUGGGACCUCCUGGAGAAGCCCAGCUCAUCCUUUGCUGCUAAGAUUCUGGCGAUUAUCUCCAUCCUCUUCAUCGUACUGUCCACCAUCGCCUUGUCCCUAAACACGCUACCAGAGCUUCAAGACACCGAUGAGUAUGGUCAACCCACAGACAACCCUCAAUUGGCCCAUGUAGAGGCCAUCUGCAUCGCCUGGUUUACCAUGGAGUACCUCCUCCGCUUUCUUUCCUCUCCCAAUAAAUGGAAGUUCUUCAAGGGUCCGCUCAACAUCAUUGAUCUACUGGCCAUCCUGCCCUACUACGUCACCAUCUUUCUGACGGAAUCCAACAAGAGCGUUCUGCAGUUCCAGAAUGUCCGUCGGGUAGUGCAGAUUUUCCGGAUUAUGCGCAUUUUGCGUAUUUUGAAACUGGCUCGGCACUCCACGGGUCUUCAGUCACUAGGCUUCACACUCCGAAGGAGCUACAACGAACUGGGUCUGUUGAUCCUUUUUCUGGCCAUGGGUAUCAUGAUUUUCUCCAGUCUGGUGUUCUUCGCUGAGAAGGACGAAGAAGACACCAAGUUCAAAAGCAUCCCGGCCUCGUUCUGGUGGGCGACGAUUACAAUGACAACAGUGGGAUAUGGAGAUAUCUAUCCCAAAACACUCUUAGGAAAGAUAGUAGGUGGGUUGUGCUGCAUUGCGGGCGUGUUGGUGAUUGCCCUGCCAAUCCCCAUCAUUGUGAACAAUUUCUCUGAGUUCUACAAAGAACAAAAGAGGCAGGAGAAAGCAAUCAAAAGGAGGGAGGCCCUGGAGAGAGCAAAGAGAAAUGGCAGCAUUAUCUCAAUGAACAUGAAGGACGCCUUUGGCCACGACAUAGCGCUCAUGGACAUCAUGGUAGAAAAAACGGAUGAAAAGACAGCAAAAAAGGUUCAAGUGAAUCAUGUCUCUCUCAGCCCACAGAAAGGGAAGCCUCAAGUCACGUUGGAAAUGAGUCCCAACAGUCCCAAGCACAACCCGGAAUCGUGUCAGGCGAAGCCUUCGGGAAGCCCUCAACAUCUCAGUGCUCACACUUUGGAGGAGAUGUACGAUAAUAUUGCUAAGACUCAGUCCCAGCCUGACCUCAACACCAAGGAAAAGGGGCAUCUGUCUAAAUCCGGGAGGCACAAAGCGGAAUUUGAGAUGGGAGUCGUCACGGACGUGAGGAGCAUGUCCAGCAUCGACAGCUUCAUCACCUGUGCCACCGACUUCCCAGAGAGCUCCCGUUUUACCGUUCACGGCAGGGUCAGCACAAACCCCAGCCUGGAACCCACUUUGGAGAAUGAGAAUGAAGGCAGCGCUACACCCGUGACUCGAAGCAGCCCCAAGGAACUGCAUUGUAUCAAUCCAAUCAAGGGCGCCUCGGUCAGGGUUACUUUCAGAGGAGGGCGGGAUUCAGGGGUGCGGGUGAUCUCAGAUGGCUCCUCACUCCAGAGCCCAGAGGUGUCAGUCUACACUACCGCGAGCAGCAGGACACCCAGCAAGAGUCCGGAGAACUUACCUCCACACAUCUUCACAUUCCACGACGCUUCCAUCCACAAGUUCAUCGACGCCGACACGGAUGAGGAGGAGCACCUGCACGACGGAUCGGUCAUCAGCCCGGUACAGACACUCCUGGACAGAGCGAGUCCCGGAUUUGGGCAUCAGGGAGCCAACCACAUGGAGGGUUUCCAGAGGAAGCUGGGGAGUAACAGCACACGUAAACGAGACAGGCAAGACAACCACAUGGCUGAAGUACGGCCACUUCAGGGAGAAAAGAGUCAUUCAAAAACGUAA
Messenger RNA from Nerophis lumbriciformis (worm pipefish), 2295 nucleotides. NCBI's taxonomy places the organism in Eukaryota, Metazoa, Chordata, Actinopteri, Syngnathiformes, Syngnathidae. The record is from RefSeq and is a predicted model, not a curated record.